This is a messenger RNA of Lottia gigantea (owl limpet), 2457 nucleotides long. RefSeq lists its product as hypothetical. Gene Ontology annotation, biological process: ubiquitin-dependent protein catabolic process; protein polyubiquitination. Gene Ontology annotation, cellular component: nucleus. The record is from RefSeq and is a predicted model, not a curated record. Lineage: Eukaryota; Metazoa; Mollusca; Gastropoda; Lottiidae. Bases 75 to 518 code for a protein of 147 amino acids. Gene Ontology annotation, molecular function: ubiquitin conjugating enzyme activity. The transcript is spliced from 6 exons.
GAAAGAUCAUUCAUUUCCCCUCAACAGAGGAAAUUUAUUUAUCCAAUAUUAGAACAAAAAACAUAACUCAGGCCAUGGCUUUAAAGCGGAUUCAGAAGGAAUUAACUGAUUUAGGAAGAGAUCCUCCAGCACAAUGUUCUGCAGGUCCAGUUGGAGAUGACUUAUUUCAUUGGCAAGCAACUAUAAUGGGACCGAGUGAUAGUCCGUAUCAGGGUGGUGUUUUUUUCUUAACGAUACAUUUUCCAACAGACUAUCCUUUUAAACCACCAAAGGUUGCAUUCACCACAAGAAUAUAUCAUCCCAACAUAAACAGUAAUGGUAGUAUUUGUCUGGACAUACUUCGUAGUCAAUGGUCACCUGCUCUAACUAUUUCUAAAGUUCUCCUAUCAAUUUGUUCGUUAUUAACAGAUCCAAAUCCAGAUGACCCUUUAGUUCCAGAAAUUGCUCGUAUUUAUAAAAAUGAUAAGGAUAAAUACCAAAAAACUGCGAGGGAAUGGACAAACAAAUACGCAAUGUGACCUCUAACAAUUUUUUUCCUUGAUUACUCUUGUAUUUGACACAUUGGACUUGGAGGAUUGCUUUGCACAAAUGAAAUAGAUUUCAAAUCACCUUGCUACUGCAUUCUUUUAAAGACUUUCAAGAAUGCAGUAUUACGGAACUCUAUUUUUAAAAGAAAUUCAAACUUGUAUUUGUCCUUUUUUGUUGAGCAAAAAAAAACACUAAGGUUUGUUUUUUGUUUUGGGUGAAAAUAUCAGUUUGUUGGUAAUGAGUUUUUGUAAAUUAUGAAGUUUUAUUUUGUUCUUUUUCUUUUAUGUAAUAUUCAAAUAUUAAUUUAUCAAUUUCUUAAUUUGAUAAAGGAUGUCACUAUAAUAAUUAGAUUCAAAAUUUCAGACAAAACAAGAUGCCAUUGUGAAUUAAUGGAAUAUGGUCAUCUAAAUAUGUGCUACUCCAGCUGAUAAAGCUGUAUUUUAGCCAGCCAUUUCACUUCUCAGAAUCAAAAGCUGAUGUUUGACUCUCCUACAAUUGUUCUGGAUAGUUGAAAUUGAGCUCUGUAAAGCAGAAAUUAAAUCAUUGAAAUUCCAAUGAAGUACAGAAGUCAGAAUUUGAUUAGAUUUUCUAGAUAGGAAGAUAUUUUGACCAAUGAAAAGUAUUGCCUCAAAAGUAUCAACUUAAAACUUUUGAAACAAGGGUUUUCAUUGAUCAAAACAUGUUCCUGAUCUCAUUAAGAAUUUAAUCCAAUUUAAUUUUGUCACCUACCAUUGUGUCCAAUGCAUUUACAGCUAGGAGACAUUGUUAUUGAAUUUUGAUAGCAUCAGCAUCAAUUUGCACCAUUCCAAUUUUCAAUCAUCAGACAUCUGUGGUUCCUGCAACUUGGUGUUUUAUGACAUACCCCCAUGAAAUUUGCUUGUAUCACAUAAGGGGUGAUGUCAUAAAGCACUUAUUUUUAGUAGAAUUGCUAAAACCUCUGAUGUCGGAUUGAAAAUUGGAAUGGCGCAAAUUGAUACGAUCAUUGUCCUCGAUACACAUACAAAGUUUAGAAAAAUUCUUUACAAUCCCUUUAAUUUUGAAUACUGCUUAUGAAAUAGUACAGAAUAAAAAAGUUUAGUGAUAUAAUAUUAAUUGUAUUAUGGUUUAAGAUUGUAAGGUAGAAAAGAUUUAUUAUUUUAAGAGUGCUCAUUUUUUAAAAAUUUCUGACACAGAAUAUUAAUAUUUAAGAAUGAAAUAAAUUAAGGAUUAUUUAAAGUUUUUGUGUUAGACUUGUUAAAGAUAUGUUGUAAUAUGUAGGUAUAUAUACACGUACUAUCUCUGUCUUUAAAAUCAAUUACAGUUAAAGUGUUAUGCUCCAUCUGCUAGAAUUGGAUGCUUUUUUGUAUUUUUUUGUCAAUUACAACAAAGGUAUAAUACUUGUUGAAAUUUUCUUUAUUGAAAACUUUACUUAAAGUAAGAUACAUACAAUCAUUAUUUGGAACUAUAGCGGCUGGGAUAGAAACAUUCAUGUGGUAUGCGCUAUUUCAAAAUGUCCAUACAGAAUUCAAACUCUUCAGAUAGUAUGCUUAACCUACAAAUCAGCUUUUGUUGUGUUAGUGUUAACAAUUUUAACCUACUUUUAACAUUUUAACCUCAUUCUUAAAUAGCUUUCAUAAUUUAUGAUUAUAAUUUUAAUAAUUAUAUCACCUUUUUAAACUUCAAAAUGUAUAGAAACAUAAAAUAAAUAAUGUAUGUCCUUAAAUUGUUUUUUUGUUUUUUUUUUUAGCAAUGUUAUGCGUGUCAGUGUUUUUUGGGGUUUGUUUGUUUGGUACCUUAGACUAAUAUUUCCUUUUAUUUUCUUGACAAGAUCUAAUACUUUUAUUAUGAGUAUGAAUAGGUUGAUUUUAUCCAGUGAGAUGGGUUACAAAUUAAAUCCUAAUACAUUUAUAGGUUGGUUCUGAUACAUGUAUAUAAAAGAAUAUUAAAUGG